Messenger RNA from Erpetoichthys calabaricus (reedfish), 2574 nucleotides. RefSeq names its product down-regulator of transcription 1 (gene dr1). The transcript is spliced from 4 exons. Gene Ontology annotation, molecular function: core promoter sequence-specific DNA binding; TBP-class protein binding; protein heterodimerization activity. Gene Ontology annotation, biological process: RNA polymerase II preinitiation complex assembly; positive regulation of transcription by RNA polymerase II; negative regulation of transcription by RNA polymerase II. Gene Ontology annotation, cellular component: negative cofactor 2 complex. Lineage: Eukaryota; Metazoa; Chordata; Cladistia; Polypteriformes; Polypteridae. The record is from RefSeq and is a predicted model, not a curated record. Bases 264 to 794 code for a protein of 176 amino acids.
UUAAGAUGAAAGAGGCGCAGCCGCCUUGUGCGAGUGCAUGAGACUCAAGAAUGAAUUAAGAAGAGUUUCGUGUAUCGAUUCUUAUUUUUUGUUAAUUAUUUCGUUUAUUACUAUUUCUUAGGAAGCAGAGGGACAUGCUUUUGAAAGGUUAAUUACAAGCAAAAGUGUGGAAAACCUUUUGUUUUUAAGACUAGACUUAAAAUUCCCACUGUGAGCGUCAGAGACCACUCUUCACAUAAGACGUCUUUCAACAUAGACAAGCAAUGGCUUCAUCUUCGGGUAACGACGAUGAUCUUACUAUUCCUCGAGCAGCGAUUAAUAAAAUGAUCAAAGAGACACUACCCAACGUGCGUGUUGCAAAUGAUGCCCGGGAAUUAGUGGUUAACUGCUGUACCGAGUUUAUUCACCUCAUAUCGUCAGAGGCAAACGAGAUCUGCAAUAAGUCCGAGAAGAAAACCAUAUCCCCGGAGCACGUCAUCCACGCACUUGAGAGUCUUGGGUUUGCUUCUUACAUUACUGAGGUAAAAGAUGUUUUACAAGAAUGUAAAACUGUAGCACUUAAAAGACGGAAGGCAAGUUCUCGACUUGAAAACCUUGGUAUUCCUGAAGAGGAACUAUUAAGGCAACAGCAGGAGCUGUUUGCAAAAGCGAGGCAGCAGCAAGCAGAACUUGCCCAGCAGGAAUGGCUACAGAUGCAACAGGCAGCCCAGCAAGCACAGCUAGAGGCCGCUUCUGCCAGUGGGCCCCAUCAGGCUGGUUCCUCUCAAGAUGAAGAUGAUGAGGAUGACAUUUGAACUUUGCUUGUGUUGUUGCAAGCAUUGGAAACGGAGGACACUUUUUAAUUUUGUAUUAAUUUUGGUGGACAGAGGCAUUGGAAUCACAAGCAAGAAUGGCUGUGCUUGCUGGUGCUUAUAAAGGAUGUCCAGUUUCCAGUUACACCCUUAACCUGUUUUUUUUUUUUUUUUUUUUUUUUUUUUUUUUUUUUUUUUUUUAAGCCAGUUUUCUUGGGGUGGGGGGUCAGGGGAGGAGAUGGGUGGGUGGUUAAGGUAUCCUAAAGAAAUAGAUUCGCUUGGUGUUUUUACACUUUUUUCAUGAAAUCCAAGAAAGAUGUUUUUUUUUUUUCGAGUGUGUAAAUGUAAGAAUACAAGCCUAUAUGGGUAAACUUUUAACUGUAUUAACUGUGUAUAAAUUUUUUUUUUUUUUUUUUAAGGUUUGAAAGAGAAUCUUAAUAUGGCUGCUGGUGUCAUUGAGUAAAUGUAGAAAUUCAGCUAAAGUGAUUUUAUAUAUUAAACAUAUCUGAGCAUCGUAAUUUCUGAUGAUACGUUUAUAUUUUUCUUCAAGAAUUAUUAGACAGGUACAAAUUGUUAACCCACUUUAACUAAAAUCUGUCAAGAGAAUACUACACACAAUUGAACAGAGAGAAAAAUGCACAAUUUAAUUUUUUUUUUUUUUUUUUUUUUUAAAGCAAAACUAAGUGUUAUUACAUCUAGGCUACAUGGUCUCUAAUGUAGUAAUUUCAGUAUAUCUGCUUAAUAGGUAUAACAUUUUCUAAAACCAUUAGUUUACAAGAAAACUCCUCCUUAGUGGGAAAGUUGUUUUAUAGCAUCAUUGUACCAGCUGAAAAUCUGCAUAUAGGGAUAGUCUGUGUUUUGAUGUAUCAAGUUAACAAAAAAUCUCAAUGCUUUGUAGUGCAAAUGAAUUAAUAUUUUGAGUGAUUGUCCAGGUGCAAACGACCUGAUGUUAUGUUUAUUGAGAUUGUGCUAAAACUGUGAUCUGUUCGUAUAAAUAGGGAACUUCUAUAGUCGGUGAGCAGAGGAAUGCUUCUCUGGCAGUUAAUGAGCUUAGAGGGGAAAAAAUUGAUGUGAAAGGGCUAAAAAUGUCAGUUACAUGUUAAAAGUGCAAGCUAUGCAAUGUACCUUUUGGCCAGACCCCUCAAGUUUUAUUGAGCUAAACUCCUAAUUGGUUCCUUUGCUCUGCAGAAAUGAAGAUUGCUUAAAAUCAUACCAGUCUUUUCCCUUGGAGGUAUUUUUCUACUUCAUAUGUAUAUCACAUGAUGCAAACACUUUUCCCUUAAGUAUGACAGACGUUCUUAGUAGUCUGGAAACAAUUUUGAAUUUCCAACUUGGUGGUUGUAUUAUGGUAAAUUUAUUUUGCCAAAAUUUACAGUAUUUUGUAUGAAAUUUAUUAAAGGAAAGAGAAAAAAGGUGUUACUCUUGUUUGUACCAAAGAAGGAGACAACAGCCCUAGCUAGCAGUGACAGAUUAUUAAAACUGUGUCUACAAAGGUAUAUUUAAACGUAAGAUGUUUGAGGAUAUCAUAGGUAUACCUUUUGCAAUAGGAAUAAAAUGAAUAGAAUGUUUAGCAUAGCAAAAAGGUUUAGUAGUACAUCUUAUUUACCUUUUCAUUUAGUCCUUAAGGAUGCAGAUUUUUCAGGAAUAACAUAAAAAUCUGCAUCAUGAAUGUAUAGAGAAAUAACAAGUGGUUCAAUGUGGCUUUUCAUGGUGGUACCUGUUUCAUGCUUUUUUUCACAAGCUGUAUUCUCUAAGCAAUAAAAUUCUGACUUUUUUAAAAAAU